CGAGAUUGUACACAGCUAAAGAAGAACGGAGAAACUUUUUUGAAUUGGACUGACGGUACGGAGAAGCAGCCAUGUCAGGUUUCUCGAGCUUAUUUUCUUACAGAAAUGGAGCAAUCUCUUUAUUGCGUCUCAGUUCUUCGAAAUUCGGAUGCUUCUCUCGAGUACGGUUCUCUUCCGGCGCUGUAAAACACUCGAAACGAGAUGUCUCUGGAUUUGAUAUGGAGGAGAGCAUAUAUAACAUUCUUACUAUUGACCGUUGGGGAUCUCUGAAUCAUAUGGACUAUAGACAGGCUCGUCUUAGACCAGUUCAUGGGAAGCUGGCUUUGAAGUUUCUUAAAUGGGUAGUUAAGCAGCCCGGUUUAGAGCCUGACCAUCUUCUUCAGCUGUUUUGUAUCACUACACAUAUACUUGUUAGAGCUAGAAUGUAUGACCCGGCAAGCGCCACAGGUUAUUUGUUGCUGAGGAGAAUGAGGAAGAGGAUGAUUUACCCCAAUGAAGUCACGUACAAUACGCUGAUUAAUGGUUUUUCUAUUGAAGGAAAGGUUCUCAUUGCUCGUCAACUUUUGGAUGAGAUGUUAACCUUUAAGCUUUCCCCGAAUCAUGUUACCUUUAACACUUUGAUCGAUGGACACAUUAGUGAGGGAAACUUUAAAGAGGCUUUGAAGAUGUUUUAUAUGAUGGAAGCGCGCGGUCUUACUCCUACUGAAGUUAGCUAUGGGGUACUUUUAGCUGGGUUGUGCAAACAUGCAGAAUUUGAUUUAGCGAGAGGCUUUUACAUGAAAAUGAAGAGAACUGGGAUCGCUGUUGGGCGAAUAACAUAUACUGGAAUGAUUGAUGGGUUUUGCAAAAACGGGUUAUUGGAUGAAGCAGUUGAGAUGCUUAAUGAAAUGAGCAAAGAUGGUAUUGAUCUCGAUAUUGUCACAUACUCCGCACUUAUAAAUGGAUUUUGCAAGAUGGGGAGGUUUAAAACUGCUAGGGAGAUAGUGUGUAAAUUGUACCGAGCUGGUCUUAGUCCAAACGGCAUCAUAUACUCGACGCUGAUAUACAAUUGUUGCAUUAUGGGAUGCUUAAAGGAAGCAUUAAGAAUUUAUAAAGCUAUGAUCCUAGAGGGCCAUACUCCAGACCGUUUCACGUCCAAUGUACUUGUCGCUUCGCUAUGUAAAGCUGGUAAAGUGGGUGAGGCAGAAGAAUUUAUGCGUUGCAUGACAAGUGAUGGUCUUCUUCCUAACGUAGUUAGCUUUGAUUGUCUUAUAGACGGGUAUGGAAGCUUAGGUGAAGGGCUAAAAGCAUUCUCUAUAUUUGAUGAGAUGACCAGGUUAGGUCAUCACCCAACAUUCUUCACAUAUGGUAGUCUGCUCAAGGGAUUAUGCAAAGGUGGGCAUUUGAAAGAGGCAGAGACGUUUCUGAAAAGCCUCCAUGAUGUUCCUACAGCUGUUGAUACUGUAAUGUACAACACACUACUCACUGCAAUGUGUAAAUCAGGGAACUUGGACAAGGCUGUCUCUCUUUUUGGUGAGAUGGUGCAGUGCAGCAUUUGGCCUGACGGUUAUACAUAUACCAGUCUUAUUUCUGGGUUGUGUAGGAAGGGCAAGAGUGUUAUUGCCAUACUUUUUGCCAUGGAAGCUGAGGCUCGAGGUAAUUUACUUCCCAACGAGGUGAUGUAUACCUGUUUUGUGGAUAGUAUGUUCAAGGCUGGCCAGUGGAAAGCUGCUUUUUAUUUUCGGGAGCAAAUGGAAAAGGUUGGCCUAACCCAUGAUGCUGUCACAACAAACGCAAUGAUUGACGGUUACUCAAGGAUGGGGCAAAUAGAGAAGACAAAUAACCUUCUUUCUGAAAUGGCGAACCAAAACUGGGGUCCUAAUCUGACUACCUACAAUAUUCUCUUGCAUGGGUAUUCAAAGAGGAAAGACAUAUCAACAAGCUUUAUGCUGUAUAGAUCCAUGAUGCUGAACGGCAUUUUGCCUGACAAGCUCACGUGCCAUUCUCUUAUUCUCGGAGUUUGUGAAUCCAACAUGUUGGAGAUUGGUCUUAAAAUCUUGAAAGCAUUCAUCUGCCGAGGUUAUGAUGUUGACAGGAGUACGUUCAACAUGCUAAUCUCCAAGUGUUGUGCAAAUGGAAAGAUCAGCAAGACAUUUGAUCUAGUUAAUGUCAUGAACUUACAGGGUAUCUCCCUUGACAAAAAUACUUAUGACGCCAUUUUAAGCGUCCUCAACAGAAACCACAGAUUCCAGGAAUCUCGCAUGGUUUUGCACGAAAUGUCGAAGCAAGGUCUAUCUCCUGAGUGUACAAAGUACAUUGGUCUGCUUAACGGGCUUUGUAGAGUGGGAGAUAUAAGGACUGCGUUUGCGCUGAAGGAUGAGAUGAUAGCACUUAAGAUAUGUCCGCCUAAUGUAGCUGAGAGUGCAAUGGUGAGAGCUCUUGCGAAAUGUAGUAAGGCUGAAGAAGCUAUGCUGCUUCUUCGGUCCAUGUUGAAAAUGAAGCUGGUUCCAACUAUUGCUAGUUUCACUACUCUAAUACACAUGUUUUGCAAGAAUGGUGAUGUUACAGAGGCCCUGGAAUUGAGAGUCGUCAUGAGAAAUUGUGGCCUGAAGCUUGAUCUGGUGACGUACAAUGUAUUGAUUACUGGACUAUGUGGUAAAAGUGAUAUGGUAGCUGCAUUUGAACUCUAUGAAGAGAUGAAACGAGAUGGUUUCUUAGCCAAUGUGACUACUUACAAAGCUCUCAUCAAUGGGGUAAUUUCCCGAGGAACAUCAUUCUCUGAGACAGAUAUCAUCAUGAAAGAUUUACUUGCAAGAGGAUUCAUAACAUCCAUGAGCUUGUCACAAGAUUCACACAAAACCUUGACAGUUGUCAUGGAGAAGCUGAAGGCCUUGCAAAGUAACAAGAAGGGAUAAAACAUCAGAACAAACUAUAAGAGUGAUCAUAUCAUAUGAUCCCCUUCCCUAAGAAAUU
Messenger RNA from Eutrema salsugineum, 2952 nucleotides. RefSeq names its product pentatricopeptide repeat-containing protein At5g55840. Lineage: Eukaryota; Viridiplantae; Streptophyta; Magnoliopsida; Brassicales; Brassicaceae. Gene Ontology annotation, molecular function: protein binding. The transcript has 3 exons. The record is from RefSeq and is a predicted model, not a curated record. Bases 72 to 2894 code for a protein of 940 amino acids.